Messenger RNA from Fimicolochytrium jonesii, 627 nucleotides. RefSeq names its product 60S ribosomal protein-like protein l12. The coding region runs from base 1 to 627 and encodes 208 amino acids. Gene Ontology annotation, molecular function: structural constituent of ribosome; large ribosomal subunit rRNA binding. The record is from RefSeq and is a predicted model, not a curated record. Gene Ontology annotation, cellular component: ribosome; cytosolic large ribosomal subunit. NCBI's taxonomy places the organism in Eukaryota, Fungi, Chytridiomycota, Chytridiomycetes, Spizellomycetales, Powellomycetaceae. The transcript is spliced from 3 exons. Gene Ontology annotation, biological process: translation.
AUGCCUCCCAAGUUCGACCCCUCCGCAAUCCAGUACGUCGUCCUCCGUACUACUGGAGGUGAAGUUGCUGGUGGUUCCGCUCUUGCCCCCAAGAUCGGUCCUCUUGGUUUGUCCCCCAAGAAGGUCGGUGAAGACAUCGCCAAGGCCACCAAGGAGUACAAGGGUCUGAGGAUCACCGUCCGCCUGGUGAUCCAGAACCGUCAGGCCGCUGUUGAGGUUCUUCCCAGUGCCUCCUCCCUGGUCAUCCAGGCGUUGAAGGAGCCCCCAAGGGACCGUAAGAAGGAGAAGAACAUCAAGCACUCUGGAAACUUGACUUUGGACCAGAUCAUUGAUGUUGCUCGCAAGAUGCGUUUCAAGUCCCUCGCCAAGGAGUUGAAGGGCACCGUCAGGGAAAUCCUCGGAACCGCUUUCUCCGUCGGUUGCACUGUUGAUGGCCAGUCCCCACAGGACAUCAGCGAGAAAGUCGCCUCUGGUGUAAGUGAAGCUUUUGCCGGUUCAUGCGGUUGUCAUCGCGAAUGGUGUCUCAUCUGUUUUGCAUCUACAGGAAAUCGAAAUCCCCGAGGAAUAGAUAUUCUCAACUUUCUGUACAUGUUUUUUCAAUAUAUCCUUGAAAAUACACCGAUAUAG